AUGGCCCCUCCUGCUCCUGUGGAGAUGUCCGAACGCUGUUUGCACGUGGAAAACGGCCCUGCCGCCCCCAAUUUCCCUCCUACUUUGAGCACCGAGAGGCCUGUCGCUGUUCGACCUGUGGCUCGUGACUUACACUUGGAGGACUAUCGAGACACGAAGACUCACCGCGCUCCUCAUCAGCCACACCAAGCACCGCCUCCAGCAGCUGCCGAGAACACGCACCGUCAUGCUGGGCCGGCCUACGACUUUGCUUACCGACACCCGGGCCAGACGCAUACAGCAAGCUCCCCUCAUCACACAUACGAGCGCUCUCCCUUCUCUGCUGGCACGUACACACGCCACUCAUACCCCGAGUACCCUCGCUAUAGCGAAAUGGGCCACGCUGGAGCCCCUCAUGAUCAGAAGCAGCGGAAACGCCGCGGUAAUCUUCCCAAAGAAACGACCGACAAACUACGGUCAUGGUUCCACGCGCACGUCUCACACCCUUAUCCCACCGAAGACGAGAAACAGGAACUGAUGCGUCAGACUGGGCUACAAAUGAAUCAAAUUUCCAACUGGUUCAUCAAUGCGCGCAGGCGUCAGCUUCCCGCCAUGAUCACAAAUGCCCGCGUCACCUCCGACGCCAUCAGUGGCAGAAGCGCUGAAGGAAAAGUUCUCUCAAGCACCGAGGGAUCGGAUCCGCAUAUGCAGCAAGAUGGCUUGACGCUAAGUGAUGGCGAAGGGGUCCCGUAUGAGGAGGAGUUGGAGUCAUUCCAGCGAUACCGAGGGUCAGCCUCAAAGCGCACCAGCGUGUGA
Molecule: messenger RNA, 795 nt
Organism: Emericellopsis cladophorae
Lineage: Eukaryota; Fungi; Ascomycota; Sordariomycetes; Hypocreales; Bionectriaceae
Product: Homeobox protein PKNOX2-like protein
Exons: 2
Coding region: 1-795 (264 amino acids)
Biological process (GO): regulation of transcription by RNA polymerase II
Molecular function (GO): DNA-binding transcription factor activity, RNA polymerase II-specific; RNA polymerase II cis-regulatory region sequence-specific DNA binding
Source: RefSeq, a predicted model, not a curated record